AUGGCAAGCAACGAAACAAAUUCAUCAGCUCUGCCCCUAAUUCCAAUCUUUAAAGGGGAGAAUUAUCACUUCUGGAGCCUCAAAAUGAAGACCAUGUUCACAUCUCAAGAACUAUGGGACUUGGUGGAGAAGGGAUUUGAAGACACAAAUCCGACCGAGCCCGAUCAACGGUUGCGAGAAACCCAUAAGAAGGAUGCAAAGGCUCUGUUCCUCAUUCAACAGGCUCUUGAUGAAAAAAUUUUUCCAAGAAUUGCAGCAGGUAGCACCUCCACUCAAGCAUGGGAGAUUCUAAAGCAAGAAUUUUUGGGCGACAAGAAGGUAAUUACUAUAAAACUACAGACCCUUCGUCGUGAUUUUGAAACGUUGGCCAUGAAAGAAAAAGAAUCUGUGCAAGUAUUUUUAUCUAAGGUGUCUGGGAUUGUUAAUCAUAUGAAGUCAUAUGGUGAAAAUGUUAGUAAUGAAACUGUUGUGAGUAAGGUUUUGAGGAGUUUAACCUCAAAAUUCGAUCAUGUAGUUGCUGCAAUUGAAGAGUCUAAAGACUUGUCUACUUAUAAUUUUGAUGAAUUAAUGAGUUCUCUAUUAGCCCAUGAAGUUAGGCUAAGAAGAUCCUAUGAAAAGGUUGAGGAGAAGGCUUUUCAUGUUAAGGGGGAGUCUUCUUACAAGGGAAAGUUAGAAAAUUCAGGAGGCCGGGGACAGAGCAGAGGUGGUCGAGGUCAUGGUGGCGGUAGAGUAAGAGGCCAAUUUGGUGAUCAACGCCAACACAAAAGCACCAUCCAAUGCCGGUAUUGCAAGAAAUUGGGUCACAAAGAAGUAGGCUGUUGGGUCAAGCAGAAAGAUGAGCAGAAACAAGCCAAUUUUACAGAGAAAGUUGAAGAGGAGAGCAAGCUAUUCACGGCUCAUUCUCCUAUUGAUAAUGCUUCCAAUGGAGUGUGGUUUCUGGACAGUGGAUGCUCCAGCCAUAUGUCUGGAACAAAGUCUCUUUUUAAAGAACUUGACAAGUCGCAAAAAAGUGAAGUUCGACUCGGAGACAACAAGCAAAUGCAAGUUGAAGGGAAAUGUACAAUUGCCAUCAAAACCUCACAAGGUAAUGUAAAACUCCUCCAUGAUGUGCAAUAUAUUCCUAAUUUAGCUCAUAAUUUGUUGAGUGUUGGGCAAUUGAUAGAUGGUGGAUACUCUAUUUUGUUUGAUGAUGGUUGUUGUUCUGUUCAAGAUAAGAAAACAGGACAUAUAAUAGUUAGCAUUCCUAUGGCACAAAAUAAAAUGUUUCGGUUAAAAGUCUCUGAAGUAAGAAAUUAUACCUUGAUUGCUAGAGCUAUCGAUGCAAAAGCUGUGUCUAUGGGAAACAAAGUAGAAAUUCAUUUCCUGUUGAAAAGUCAUGAAGGGCUUCUGAUUGUCUUGAAUUGCCGCAUGAGUUGGGUGUAUUUCUUGAAAUUCAAAUCAGAAACUUUUGAAACUUUCAAGAAAUUCAAAGCAUUAGUGGAGAAGCAAAGUGGGCAUUGUAUAAAGGUGCUCUGUUCUGAUAGAGGUGGUGAAUUUACUUCUAAUGAAUUUAAUGUUUUCUGUGAAGAAAAUGGCAUUCACAGGGAGUUGACGGCACCAUAUUCACCGGAGCAAAAUGGUGUGGUUGAGUGGAAGAAUCGAACGGUGGUUGAAAUGGCAAGAAGCAUGAUGAAAGCAAGUGGUGUUCCUAAUCAGUUUUGGGCAGAAGUAGUGGCAACAACAAUAUAA
This is a messenger RNA of Nelumbo nucifera (sacred lotus), 1728 nucleotides long. RefSeq names its product retrovirus-related Pol polyprotein from transposon TNT 1-94. Gene Ontology annotation, molecular function: nucleic acid binding. The record is from RefSeq and is a predicted model, not a curated record. Gene Ontology annotation, biological process: DNA integration. NCBI's taxonomy places the organism in Eukaryota, Viridiplantae, Streptophyta, Magnoliopsida, Proteales, Nelumbonaceae.